UAGAUUGACAGCGACCACCGCUAAAAGAUUUAAUCUUAAAAACAUGAAACGAAAGCAGCAAGAAGACGACGGCGUAGAGAAAGCCGCCUCUCCCGUCGUCGCCACCACCUCAAACACCAUGAAUACUGACCUACUUCUACAGUCACCUUCCAAACUAUCACAGAAGCAGGACUACAUCUUCCAUGGAGGAAGACGCCAUGUGAGACCAUACUACUUCGAGUUCAUUUCUCAUGUGAACAAACGCUGGACAGGGAAAACAAUUGUGGAUUUGUUCGCCGACGAAUUUAAAGGACGUCCUCGUGAAUAUUAUAUUGGUGCAGUCAAAUCUGGAAGAAUCAAAGUUGAUGGAGAAAUUGUACCAGUUUCAUACAUUGUGAAAUCUUCCCAAAAGAUUACUCACUUCCUCCACAGGCAUGAACCACCGGUGAUGAUUGAUGAUGUUGUUAUCCUUCAUCAAGAACCUGACGUUGUUACUGUCUGCAAACCAGCUUCUGUUCCUGUGCAUCCAUGUGGUCAAUAUCGUAAGAACACAGUUGUUGGCAUCCUUGAUGCUGAGCAUGACCUAGGAACUCUAUUUCCUAUUCACAGAUUAGACCGUUUGGUUUCUGGAUUGCUCAUCAUAGCAAGAACGGCGGCUAAAGCAGAUUUUUUCAGGCAACAGAUUGAGGGUGGAAUGGUGAAGAAACGUUAUAUUGCAAAGGUUAUUGGCGUGUUCCCAGAAGAUGAGAUGAUAGUCGACGCCAACAUAAAUUAUAAUGGCAGUGAAGGAAGAAGUACAGCAGAGGACCCCGAUUCAAGUGGUGAUGAUAAGAAGGUGAAGGGGAAGCCUGCAUGCACCAAGUUAACUAGAAUCGAUACAAAUGGGACUCAUAGCCUUGUCUCAUGUGAACCAGUGACAGGGAGAACCCAUCAAAUACGAGUGCAUCUACAAUAUACAGGGCAUCCCAUAGCGAAUGACCCUCUUUAUCUCAAUCAACACAUAGAUAAUCUUGAGACCUAUAUUGCAAAAAGAAUCGAUGCAGGUGAGAAAAAGAUCGUCUCUCCAGACGACUACGUGUAUUCUAGCGAAGAUUUCAGCAUCGAUCCAAUGUGUACAAACUGCCCAAAGUUGAUCCCACAAGGAUACGAGGAGCAUGACGAGGCUCUCUGGUUACACUGCGUUCAAUAUUCUGGAACUGGAUGGGAAUACGAAUGUCCUUAUCCAUCUUGGGCAUCCCUUUAGCUUACAUUUAUUUGAUACUAUGAUUCUUGUUAUCAACACUGGCAACUGUAUUGUAUACAUGUUCUACAAAUAUGCUGAUUAGUGCUUACAUGGAAAAGUAUCAAGUUGAUUCAUUUGAUUC
Messenger RNA from Arabidopsis lyrata subsp. lyrata, 1343 nucleotides. RefSeq names its product RNA pseudouridine synthase 7. Gene Ontology annotation, molecular function: RNA binding; pseudouridine synthase activity. Gene Ontology annotation, biological process: pseudouridine synthesis. The record is from RefSeq and is a predicted model, not a curated record. Lineage: Eukaryota; Viridiplantae; Streptophyta; Magnoliopsida; Brassicales; Brassicaceae. The transcript is spliced from 12 exons. The coding region runs from base 44 to 1222 and encodes 392 amino acids.